AUGAGCCAUCUCGAAGAACGUGGUCAUGCGCCGAACGAUCUUUGCAUGCUGGAGAGCAGCGCCAUCGCAUGCAUCGCGCACGACCACAAAGAGGGCUACAUUGACGACCUCGAGAUGCGCAGGAAUGAUGAUCGACUCGGGUCUAGACCGCAUCGCUCCUCUUUCAGAUUGCUCCGCCACGUGGCUGAGCGUACCCCCAAGACAGGGAUCAUGCGACUGUCAAUAGUAAGGCUGCCAGCGGGGUUCAGGGCUGAGCUCGAAUUUGACCGAUACUGUAGCAGCAAUGACUCGAGACUCUCCCUCGGCCGCCCGCAGCUUCGCAACAAUACAGUAGCAGCUGUCGACCUGCUCGUGGGAACGCACGCACCCAGCAACGCUCGUCGCGCCUCAGAGCCUUCCAACGAACGAUGGCUAGCCGUUCGCGAGCGACGUCUCGUGAGCUGCGCAUCCAACGCAUUGACAGCGUCGCUGGGCACAGCCCUGCGAUAUCGUCAUGGUCGACGUUGCUCCGAGGCCAAGCGAGGCUGCAAGUCUAGAAUCGAGCUGAGUGUCAAUCCCUCGCUCUCCGCACCUCGCAUCAAAUCUGGCAACGCAUCCAUUGUUGGUCGAAAGCGACGGGACGCGCUUGCCAGGAGCGCGAAACUUGGGGCUUCGGCACUCGGAGGUGGUCGACUCCAGAUUUUUUGCACGCCGCCACUUCUUCUCAUUCGAUACGAAGCUUCCGCUCUUCACAAUUGGCAACCCAUCAAAGGUACUGCGGCUGGGGUGAACAAGGCGCCCACAGCCAACACGAGCAUGCCCGGAAUCAACGGGAGCAUCCACACGGCCGUUUCGGACGAGGACUACCCGAGCUACGAUGCGGAGGCGCUGCAGCUUCCGCCGCACCUGCUGCUCGAUGCCUUCCACGGCCUCAACGUGUGUGCGCCCAUGGUGCGCUACUCGAAGCUCGCCUUUCGUGCACUCGUGUCGCGUUACGAAACGCACAUUACCACCACACCCAUGAUCCUCGCGCGCGAGUUCAGCCGCACCGAGGCCGCGCGCAACUCGGAGUUCUCCACCAACGAGUACGAGCGCGGCACCUUUUCGCUCCUCCCCGGCAUUGCCGAAGGUUCGGAGUCAGCACAGCGCCGACUUGCUGCUGCCAGCGCCAAGGCCAGCGACACCACGCCGGACGCACAAGACGAGACGAGCGGGGAGGCCGAGAGGGAGCAAGCGGCGCGGCGGGCGAGACAAGGCAAGCAGAGUAUGCGGGUACGCGGCGCGCUCGUGGCGCAAUUUGCCUCGAGCGAGCCGGGCGCAUUCGCGGACGCCUCGGAGCUCAUCGGGCGCUUCGUUGACGGUGUCGAUCUGAACUGCGGAUGUCCGCAACCCUGGGCAUACGAGGAGGAGCUGGGAUCGUACCUGCUGCGCCAGCCGGAGACGGUGCGCGACAUGGUGCGCGCCGUCAAGGCCCGCAUGGGCGAAGACUUUUGCGUGAGUGUCAAGAUCCGCGUUGACCCGGACCUGAGUCUCACCGACGCGCUGGUUCGUAAUGCGCUGCAUGCGGGAGCGUCGGUGCUGCAGAUCCACGGGCGCACGCGCUGGCAGUCGUCUGCGGGGCAUCCGGUGGAUCUGGACGCGAUCAAGUUUGCCGUCGAGUCGGCCAAUGCGUGUGGAUUCCGCACCGCGCGGGGCUCGCGCGGCGGAGCAGCCGCCCAGUUCGCUGAUGGCGGCAGUGGAGGCUUGGUGCCCUGUGUGGCGAACGGCGAUGUGUGGACGCUCGACGAUGCGAUCAAGUACCGCAGCCAUACGGGAUGCCGCGGCGCGAUGAGCGCGCGUGGAUUGCUCGCCAACCCAGCGCUGUUUUCGGGAUACGACCAGACGCCCGACGAGGCCGUCGAGCUCUUCCACUCGUUGGCUACGUCGUGGGGCCUGCAUACGGCGCUGAUCCACCGCCACCUUGCAUACAUGCUCGAGGCGUCGUUCCAGAGCCGUGCGGAAGCAGUCUACUUUAACUCGCUCAGCGGCGCAGCGGCACUGACCGACUAUCUGGCCGAUCAGGGCUUCCUCUCGACGCGCAGCACGCAUGCCGACCCGCUAGCGGCGCGCUUUGGAUUCGCACUCGCUUCUACCCCGCUCGAAGCCGCGCGCGUGGGCCCGCAACGGAUGUGGCCCUUGGCUGACGUGCUUGCCGGCACAGGCCUGUCCAGAUAG
Moesziomyces antarcticus is the source of this 2193-nucleotide messenger RNA. Its product is annotated as FMN-linked oxidoreductase. The record is from RefSeq and is a predicted model, not a curated record. Gene Ontology annotation, biological process: tRNA processing. The coding region runs from base 1 to 2193 and encodes 730 amino acids. The transcript is spliced from 5 exons. Lineage: Eukaryota; Fungi; Basidiomycota; Ustilaginomycetes; Ustilaginales; Ustilaginaceae. Gene Ontology annotation, molecular function: flavin adenine dinucleotide binding; tRNA dihydrouridine synthase activity.